AUGCUUCAACAAUACUUGAAGGAUCAAGCUGAGAGUACAAAGAAGAUGGAGAAGAGAAUCGAUUUCAUCCAUGAGAGCCUUGGAAACAAAUCUGAAGUCAUAUUCAAGCAAGUGAUCAAGCUUGAUGAAGACAUAAAGAAGCUUAGAGAAGACCAUGAUCGAUCUCUAAACCUUAUAAGGCUUGAUGUUGCUGCAAAAUAUCAAGAGUUACUCAACAAGAGCAUGAAGAUUGAAAAUACCAACUAUGACAAUAGCAAGCAUCUUGGUUCGAUCUACAACCGCCUACAAGCCCUUGAAGGAUCAUCCUACUCAAAGUACAAGAGAGAGAGAAGUCCAACACCCAACCUCCCUCCCUUUCCUUGCAAUGCUGCAAGAGCCAUUCAUAGAAGAGGCAACAAUCGCCAAGUCCAUGAGGACAAUAAAGAAGAAGAAAGAGAAUAUGAGGAACAACUUGAUGAUGAAGAUGUGGAGCAGAACAUCGACAUCAAUGCUUCUCCAAAACAGAGCAGGGACACACCUAGCCCAACUGACCCUCGUUUCUCACCACCACCACGAAGCCAAGCUUCUGAGCUUCCAAGAUUGGAAGUGAUACAAAGACCACCACCUACUGAAGAAGAAGAUACUUGGUCCUAUGAUCCCAUUGAUCCAAACAAGAUAAGCCCCUUGAAGCUUAAGGAGUUCAAUACUAAGAUGAAAUCAGGAAGUCAAGCAAGCAGUUAUAGAUUUGAAGUAACACUAACAACCUAA
Molecule: messenger RNA, 747 nt
Organism: Microthlaspi erraticum
Lineage: Eukaryota; Viridiplantae; Streptophyta; Magnoliopsida; Brassicales; Brassicaceae
Source: the annotation of a GenBank genome assembly